Trichoderma gamsii is the source of this 2565-nucleotide messenger RNA. RefSeq lists its product as hypothetical. Bases 1 to 2565 code for a protein of 854 amino acids. The record is from RefSeq and is a predicted model, not a curated record. Lineage: Eukaryota; Fungi; Ascomycota; Sordariomycetes; Hypocreales; Hypocreaceae. The transcript is spliced from 10 exons.
AUGCCAGCUGUCAAGGAGUCCGUCCUCCUUGCGCAGCAGCCCUCUUCAGGCGAAACCAUGGCCAAGGGCAUCGACCUGGCCACGGUCAAGGCGCUGGACAUCAUCGACAUCCAAAAUGCGCGUGUCGAAAUCAACCUCAAGGACGAGAUCCUCUCACAGAUGAACCCCGAGCAGGGCCCUCGCACGCUGCCCACGCUGCUCCUAUACGACGAGAAGGGGCUGCAGCUGUUUGAAGAUAUCACAUAUCUGGACGAGUAUUACUUGACCAACUACGAGAUCGAGCUGUUGAAGAAGUCGUCGGCGGAAAUUGCCAGCAAGAUUCCUGAAGGGGCAAUGGUGGUGGAGUUGGGCAGCGGAAACCUGCGCAAAGUCUGCCUUUUACUGCAGGCGUUUGAAGAUGCUCACAAGAGAAUCGACUACUUUGCGCUCGACCUGUCUCAGACCGAGCUGGAGCGCACGCUGGCAGAAGUGCCCGCGUUCCAGUACGUGACUUGCCGCGGCUUGCUCGGUACCUACGACGAUGGCCGCGAAUGGCUCAAGCAGGAGUCACUUUCGGACCGACCAAAGUGCAUUGUGCAUCUUGGCUCAAGUCUUGGCAACUUCAACCGCGAAGAGGCGGCUGAUUUUCUCAAGUCUUUUGCAGAGGGGCUGCAGCCCACAGAUGCCCUGAUUAUCGGCGUCGACUCAUGUCAGAAUCCUGACAAAGUUUAUCGCGCAUACAACGACUGUUCAGACAGCAAAGGAAUCACACAUGAAUUCGUCCUCAAUGGCCUCGCUCACGCCAACGAGAUUCUCGGCGAUGAGGUUUUCAACGUCGAAGACUGGCACGUCACCGGCGAGUAUGUCUAUGACAUCGACGGUGGCCGCCAUCAGGCGUUUGUCUCGCCCCUUGAGGUCUCCUCAGUUCUUGGUCACAUCAUCAAGCCGCAUGAGCGCAUCAAGAUUGAGCAGAGCUUCAAGUACUCAGAAGUGGGUAUCGAGAAGCUGUGGAAGACGGCUGGCCUCAAUGAGGUUGCCAAAUGGAGCCACAAUGGUGAAUAUGGGCUGCACAUGCUGAAAAAAGCGAAAUUGCCCUUCUCCAGACUCCCUGAGUUGUAUGCCAAGGAGGCUCUGCCCACUUGGUCUGAUUGGGAGAGUCUCUGGGAGCUGUGGGACACCGUCACCAGAAAGAUGCUUCCCGAUGAAGAGCUCAACGAGAAGCCAAUCAAGCUGCGCAAUGCAUGCAUUUUCUACCUCGGCCACAUUCCCACCUUCCUCGAUAUCCAGCUGAAGAAGACGACAGGCGCUGGUGGAACAGAGCCCGUCUAUUUCCACUCCAUCUUUGAGCGAGGCAUUGAUCCCGAUGUUGAUAACCCGGAUCACUGCCACAACCACUCUGAAAUCCCAGACGAGUGGCCUGCUUUGGAGGAAAUCCUGAAAUACCAAGACGCUGUUCGCGAGAGACUUCGCGGACUCUACGCCAAGAAAGAUGAGCUGGACAAGGACGUCCGCCGAGCCAUCUGGGUCGGAUUCGAGCACGAGGUGCUUCAUGUCGAAACUCUGCUUUACAUGAUGCUUCAGAGUGACAAGGCCCUGCCACCACCACACACGGUGAUUCCCGAUUUCCCAAAGAUUGCCCAAAAGGCAUACGCCGCGCGCGUGGAAAACCAAUGGUUUGAUAUCCCAGAGCAGGUCAUCACCAUUGGAAUGGACGAUCCCGAGGACGAGCUCGACCGUGACCGCCAUCUUGGCUGUUUUGAUAGGGAUAACGAGAAGCCUGCGAGACAGCAAAAAGUCCACUCUUUCCAGGCAAAAGGAAGAGCCAUCACCAACGAAGAGUACGCCAAGUAUCUCUAUUCAUCUCACAUCAAAGACCUUCCCGCAUCUUGGUCCAUCAUUCCUCCCAACUACCACCACAACACCAACGCCACCACAGUCGGAAAGCCCAUUCUCAGCGAGCUUCCCGAGAGCUUUAUGCAAGACAAGGCUGUGCGCACAGUCUAUGGACUGGUGCCUCUGAGAUAUGCUCUCGACUGGCCCGUGUUUGCCUCGUAUGACGAGCUUGCUGGGUGUGCUUCUUGGAUGGGUGGCAGAAUUCCUACCAUGGAAGAGGCCGAAAGCAUUUACGCAUACGCAGAGAAGCAAAAGGACAUUGCGAAGCAGAGCAAGUUGGUGAAUAAGGUUCCAGCAGUUAAUGGACACCUUGUCAAUGACGGUGUUGAAGAAACACCUCCAUCGACCACUUCCCCCUCCUCUCUCUUCGUCGAUCUCAGCAACUCCAAUACCGGUUUCGUCCACUGGCACCCUAUCCCAGUAACUCCCAAUGGCGGUUCUCUCGCCGGCCAAGCCGAGCUUGGCGGCGUCUGGGAAUGGACGAGCACCGUCCUGCGCCCGCAUGAGGGAUUUACUCCCAUGGGCCUGUAUCCUCUCUACACGACUGACUUCUUUGACGAGAAGCAUAACAUCGUGCUGGGCGGAUCGUGGGCGACGCACCCGCGUGUGGCCGGUAGGAAGAGUUUCAUCAACUGGUACCAGAGAAACUACUUGUAUCCCUGGGCUGGAGCCAGAUUGGUGCGAGAUAUCUAA